Molecule: messenger RNA, 4110 nt
Organism: Penicillium atrosanguineum
Lineage: Eukaryota; Fungi; Ascomycota; Eurotiomycetes; Eurotiales; Aspergillaceae
Product: putative non-repetitive nucleoporin
Exons: 4
Coding region: 1-4110 (1369 amino acids)
Biological process (GO): protein localization to nuclear inner membrane; transcription-dependent tethering of RNA polymerase II gene DNA at nuclear periphery; protein import into nucleus
Cellular component (GO): nuclear pore inner ring; nuclear pore
Molecular function (GO): structural constituent of nuclear pore
Source: RefSeq, a predicted model, not a curated record
AUGUCGUAUCCAACGCUGCCGAACCUCCCUCCGGCGACACCGCAGAAAGCAGUACCUGGUGCUUACCUGCAGACUCCUGCUGUCGCCCGCCAUGAAAAUCUCUUCAAGUCUCCAAUGCAGCCGACAUCCCCUCAAACACCAAUGACACCGAUGCCCAAGUUGCCUCCGACAACGACUACGAAGACCUUGAGCGCCGAGGAACGUGGAGCGCACACCAUCAGCCAGACCCUGGCUUUAGAAGCGCAAUAUCCAGAUUUGGAUAGCUAUCUGUCUCAAGGAGUUUCCUCCGAAUAUGACAUCCCCACGGCCUCAUCGUGGGCGCCCUUUCAUAAAGUCAAAAUGUACAAUAUUCCCGACCAGAUAUUCGAUCAGUACAAUCGCGCACAAGUUUCGACGAGCAUGGGUCUUUUCGCCGAGUUGAACCACGCGUGGGUGGCCAUUGACAACGCGCUGUAUCUCUGGGAUUUCACACACCCCAACCCUCAAUUGGUUGGGUUCGAGGAGCAACCUAACAGCAUAAACGCUGUUAAGCUGGUGAAACCGCGUGCGGGCGUGUUCUUGCCUGCCAUCACGCAUAUGUUGGUGGUCUCGACCACCGCCGAAGUCAUUUUGCUGGGCAUGAGCUGUGAGACAACUUCAACCGGCUCAAAACAGGUUGCGCUUUAUCAGACCGGGAUGACGGUGGCGAUUCGCGGGCUUGAUAUUCACGUUUUUGCUUCGUCAGACUCCGGCCGCGUUUUCUUCGGAGGUUCCUCUGACAACGACGUGCACGAGCUCACGUACCAGCAAGAAGAGCGAUGGUUCCAAGGUCGUUGCGGAAAAAUAAAUCAUACAAGCUCGCGUCUCUCUGUUUUCAGCCCAUCUCUCAGCUUGACAAAUCUGGCCGCAAGGGCUCUCACCGAGAAUGUGGAACAGAUGGUGGUUGAUGAUAGUCGGAAACUCCUCUAUACUCUUUCCUCUGCCUCAACUAUCCGGGUGUUCCACUUGAGAGCCGAUGGAUCGCUCAACCUUGUCAUUACCAAGCUCGCCAGAGAUAUCUACUCGAAUAUCGGACAUAUCAUUGGAUCUAACGAAACUCUUAACGAGAGGGUCAAAAUUGUUGCCAUCAGCCCUGUUCCAGCAGCCGAGGCUUCGCGAUACCACUUGGUCGCGACCACUGCCACCGGGUAUCGUAUUUAUCUUAGUGCUACAGGCUCCUAUAGCUGGGCGCCCAGUUCGAAUGGCACCAACCCGCCCACGAGCAUGCAAGCCCAGCACAUCAAAACACCUCCCAUCGACAACGCCGCAAACGCGAGCAUGACCGCGCAAUUUCCCAUGGCCGCCAUCAAGUAUCCAAUCCACUCUCUGGCACCAACUCGAAUGGCAUCUCGUUUCCCUCCCGGCUACUUCUUCUGCUUCACAUGCAAGGAUGCCACUCAAAAGGCAGAUACAUUGUUUGUUUCGUCUCCCGACCCCGGUCUCCUCGCUCGCCCAGCCCGCGAGCAAGGAGUCAUGAGCAAGUCUGAUGAAUCGGGCAUAUGGUUGAGUCUGGGUGGUCGUGCAGAGGAUAUUGGAUUGUGCUCGCCAACUCCGCCGACAACAUCUGCCGGCUUUGGAAACGAGCUAGCCAUUCAAUUUGAUCAUCCUGCUGCGGAAGUGGCGAUUCUCACAAACUCCGGAAUUCACAUCGUUCGUCGACGACGCCUGGUCGACAUGUUCGCCGCCCUGGUGCGCAGUGGCGGAAACAGCGAGGAAGGCCUGGAAGGUGAGGUUGUCAACUUGAUCAAGAAGUACGGUCGGAGUGAGGUCCUUGCUACUGCUCUUGCUGUCGCUUGUGGCCAAGGUGUUGAGAUCUCAUCGGACCAGCGCCUGACACGGAUCAACGAUCCCGAUGUGCUCGAAUUCGCCCGCAAGGUCUUCAUUGAGUAUGGUGGUCGCCCGGUGUCUAAUGAAAAUUCCGUGCCUGAUUCGACCUCAGCAAUUGAUGCUUGGAAUCCCUCUCCUCGGCAUCACGGCAUUGCCCUAUACAUAUCGCGCCUGUUGCGGUCAAUCUGGCAAAAACAAAUUGCCAAAGUUGGUAGUGCGCCUAAUGGUGCGAUGACUGUUGCUGCCUCGGUGACUGCCUCCAAGCUACAGACCAUCCAGCAUGAUCUUGCAGCUCUGCAAGACUUCUUCAAGACAAACAAAAGCUUUAUCGAGGGUUUGAGUGGACCCGAGGCCUUGGCUCGAGUGACAAACAAGCAGGAAGAAACCGCUCUGCAGGCUGAGCACCGUGCCUUGCACUCCCUCGUGCAGCUCGUGUCACACACCAUUGAGGGAAUUUCAUUCGUCCUGGUCCUCUUUGACGAGCGCGUGGAUGAGAUUGUCGCGACACUACCGGCAGAGUCCAAGGAGCGAUUCCUCAAGCUAACCUUCGAAGAGCUGUUCAGUAGCAGCAAGGGACAUGAUAUUGCCAAGGAGCUAGUCAAGGGCAUCGUCAACCGCAACAUUGCCAAGGGUUCCAACGUUGAGACGGUGGCCGAUGCACUACGCCGGCGAUGUGGCAGCUUCUGCAGUGCAGAGGAUGUCGUUAUAUUCAAGGCGCAAGAACAGCUGAAGCGUGCGACAGAGGCCGGUGCCAACUCGGAAUUGGGUCGCAACUUGUUGAACGAGAGUUUACACCUAUUCCAGCAGGUGGCUGACAGCCUCCCGAUGGAUUAUUUGGUUUCGGCCAUGGACAACUAUAUUGUUAACCAAUUCUUUGCCGGUGCUAUCCAAUUGGCCCUCAAUGUCGCCGGCCGCUCCGACAAGGCGAAUGUCGCGCUCUCCUGGAUUAUGGAUGGACGACCCGCACAGGUACUUAUGUCUUCCGAAUUAUCAACUUCUCACCAGCUCACCCAAAUGCAGGACUCCCGAAAGGACUACUUCUACUUCCGCAAGCAAUGUUACGACCUUAUCUUUAAGGUGGUGCUUGCUGUUGAUACCCUGGCCGCAUCCGACCCCGGCUACAUCGACGGUCAAUUGACCGUGAUUGCCAAGCGACAGAACGAGGCCUAUGGUGUUAUCUCCGAUUCCACAGAUGAAGUGUUCUUGACCAGCUUGUACGACUGGUACCUGGAGCAGGGCUGGAAUGACCGUCUCCUCCAAACACAGUCGGCGUUUGUCGUCACCUACCUGGAGCGCAAGUCUACCGACGAUAUUGCCCAUGCGGAUCUCCUCUGGCGGUAUUAUGCUCAAUCUCAGCGUUUCUUCGAGGCUGCCAAGGUUCAGUUCCAGCUUGCGCAAAGCGCGUUCACUCUGCCUCUCAGCCGACGCAUUGAGUAUCUGGGCCGUGCCCGUACUAAUGCUUCUACUUUCACUCCCGACGUGGGCCGUCAGUCGCGACAGCGCUUGCUACAGGAGAUCACCAACCUUAUUGAGGUGGCCAACAUUCAAGAUGACCUUUUGCAGCGAUUGAAGGAUGACACACGGAUUGCCGCUGACCGGAAGGCUGAAGUCCUGCGUGAUGUGGAUGGUCCUGUGAUGGACAUCAGCACACUCUUCAACCAAUACGCCGAUUCAGCCAGUUACUAUGACAUCUGCCUUCAAAUCUUCUUCGCGGCCGACUACCGCAAUGCAGCCGACAUCAAGGCAACCUGGGCCAACCUCAUCCAAGAUGUCCACGAAGUCACCGAAACCCGCGGCUCGCCUCUCCCCCACGAAGCCGUGAUUGAAAAAGUACGCAGUCUUGGCAGCCGUCUCCGCAUGUCCGAGAUGGUCUUCCCCAUCCGCGAACUGGUCUCUCUCCUAGAACGCUACUCCCUGGAACACCAGUACCACCGCCAAGCCAACCGAACACACUGGGUUGUCGACCUAUUCUUGGAUCUGGGCGUUCCCCACGAAUCUCUCUACGGCGUCCUCGAAGCCAUGUUCUACACCGACGAAGCCCCCUUCCACGGCUCAAACCGCCGCAUCAUCGCCGCAGACUUGCUAUACCUGCUCGAUGCAUGGUUCAGCGAGAGCGCACGACCCGGCGGCACUGUAUUCGGCUCCGACCUUAUGGCCGAGCGUGUCUCCGAGACCCUAAUGCUGCUACAGCAGGGCGGAGGCACACAGGAAAUUGUGGAAGCGAGUCAGGGAUUGAGACAGCGUAUUGCGGAGCUGGUUUGUUGA